Molecule: messenger RNA, 1092 nt
Organism: Hevea brasiliensis (rubber tree)
Lineage: Eukaryota; Viridiplantae; Streptophyta; Magnoliopsida; Malpighiales; Euphorbiaceae
Product: protein LEAD-SENSITIVE 1
Exons: 2
Coding region: 115-882 (255 amino acids)
Source: RefSeq, a predicted model, not a curated record
UUUUACUGAAAUAUUCCAGCCUUUGCAUCGUUAGACUGCAGACGGAAAACCAAAUUCAUUCGCAGAGAAGAAAGAGAGAGAGAGAGAGAGAGAGAGAGAGAGAGAGAGAAGCGGAUGGGUCUGCUUUCUAAUAGGAUCGUCAAGGAGAGCCUGAAGCCAGGGGAUCAUAUAUACUCGUGGAGGACUGCAUAUAUAUAUGCGCAUCACGGAAUCUAUAUUGGGGAUGAUAAAGUAAUUCAUUUUACCAGACGCGGUCAAGAAGUAGGAACAGGAACAGUGCUUGAUCUCCUCUUGACUAGCUCAGGACCAGCGAACACUCAAGUGCCUUGCCCCACUUGCACUAUGCAGCGAGAGGGACACGGGGUUAUCCUCUCAUGCUUGAAUUGCUUCCUUGCUGGAGGUGUCUUGUAUCGCUUUGAGUAUGAUGUCAGCCCUGCUUUAUUUCUUGCAAAAGCACGUGGUGGAACUUGUACUCUUGCAGUUUCAGACCCAAAUGAUAUUGUGGUACACCGGGCAAAAUUCCUGCUUGAGAAUGGCUUUGGGUGUUAUAAUGUGUUUAAGAACAAUUGUGAAGAUUUUGCUAUUUAUUGCAAAACCGGACUCCUUGUUGUAGAUCAAGGAACAAUGGGACAGAGUGGCCAAGCAGCAUCCAUUGUCGGGGGCCCUCUUGCAGCUGUUCUAUCUACACCAUUGCGUCUUGUCACCACCAAUGUCUAUGGGAUGGCUGCAACAGCUGUUGGAGUUUACUGUGUUAGCAGAUAUGCUGCUGAUAUUGGCAAGAGGAGGGAUGUGCUGAAGGUCUCAGUGGAGGAUCUGACAAGGAGGCUGGCCACAGGCUCACUCCAGGUGGUCGAAAAUCAAAUUUUAGCUAGACCAAUCUAAGAGAAUCGAUUGUUUGACAUCAAAUAAAUAUUUGAAGCUUCUCUUUAUUCUAUUUAUCUAGUGAAUAAUUGGUUUGGAUUGGGACUAUGAUUACACAGCACGAGCUGCAUCUUUGUUAUGUGACAUCAUGUAGCUUUAUCUACAUGUUUUAUGUGAUGUUGUAAUGUGCAAGGAUUGUUGGUCUUCUAAGUAAAAAAAUUAUAUUUAUCA